AUGCCAGAUCUGCAACGCUUCAGGUUUUCAUACCAUAGCAUGAAUCCUUUGUUGGGGGCCAAUCUCCAACAACAGCAUCCGCAUCAUCAGCUCCACAGCCCCGACUCUCCAUCAGGACUGCUCCCCGACGCCCUGCUCCCUGGGGCGGACCUUCUGGGUGAGCAAUCCGGCUCCGGGCCCACCUCCCAGCCCUCUCAGACUUCUCCCUUCCUCCAUCACCUCUCCUCCGGACACUACCAGCCCCGCGCCGCGCCUCCUCCUCACCCUCCUCCUCCACCUCCCGCCGCCAUGGCUCUGCGCAACGACCUGGGCUCCAACAUCAGCGUCCUCAAAACGCUCAACCUCAGAUUUAGAUGCUUUUUGGCCAAAGUGCACGAGCUGGAGCGCAGGAAUAAGAUUUUAGAAAAGCAGCUUCAACAGGCUUUGGAUGCGAACAAAACGUGCCAAAGCUGUGACCAAACCAGGGGCCCCACGCAGGAGGUCAGUGUCCAGACCGGGUUUGUGGGCGCCAUCCCUCUCAGACCCGGGUCUUUACCUUUCCACAACACCAACAACUCCGCACGGCGUCCCACCUCUCUGUUCAGCCCUCCAGGAGAGCCCCACACCGGGAACCCGUCCAUCACCAUCAGCCACGCGUCUCCCUGCGUGGACUCGCCGGGUUCCACGGCCCCCAGCUGCGCCACCAUGACCUCCACCACCACAGGGACGUCCACCAACCCGCCUCCACGCUUCCUCCCCGGCACCAUCUGGUCCUACAACCACGCGCGGAGGCUGGGGCCCGGGGCGGAGAGGCUGACCAGUCCCGGGGUGUCCUGGGUGCACCCGGAUGGAGUGGGGGUGCAGAUAGACACCAUCACACCGGAGAUCAGGGCGCUGUACAACGUGCUGGCCAAAGUCAAGAGGGAGAGAGACGAGUAUAAGCGCAGGUGGGAGGAGGAGAGCACCGUGAGGAUGGACCUGCAGCAGAAGAUCUCAGAGCUUCAGGAGGACUUGCAGGAGAGCGAGGGCUGUCAGGAUGAGCUGGCUCUUCGAGUGCAGCAGCUGAAGGCAGAGCUGGUCCUGUUCAAAGGCCUCAUGAGUAACAACCUGUCAGAUCUGGACAGUAAGAUCCAGGAGAAGGCGAUGAAGGUGGACAUGGACAUCUGCCGCCGCAUCGAGAUCACCACCCGCCUGUGUGACGUGGCCCAGCAGAGGAACUGUGAGGACGUCAUCCAGAUGUACCAGGUCCCAAACAACCAGCUAAACAUUCGGCGUAAACCCACUCCUCUGUCGUACAACGGGAGCGAGUGCGACGAACCGGUCAGCACCUCGGAGAGCGACGGGGGCGUGGCUAAAGAGGAGGAGCCACACUGCGGGUCGUCGGCCAAUCAGAUCAACGAGGAGAUGCAGAGGAUGCUCAACCAGCUGCGUGAGUGUGAGUUUGAGGACGACUGCGACAGUUUGGCCUGGGAGGAAACUGAGGAAACUCUGCUGCUCUGGGAGGAUUUCCCAGGAUGCACUCUGCCUCCGGAUCCGGCCCAUCAUCCACCAGGAGAGGACGACUGCCUGGAGAAGGUGAUUAAUGACACCGAGUGUCUGUUCAAGUCUCGGGAGAAGGAGUACCAGGAGACCAUCGACCAGAUCGAGCUGGAACUGGCCACAGCGAAGAGCGACAUGAACCGACACCUGCACGAGUACAUGGAGAUGUGCUCCAUGAAGAGAGGCCUGGACGUGCAGAUGGAGACCUGCAGGAGACUCAUCACUCAGAGCGGAGACAGUAACACCCAGGGCCCCGCCUCCUCCGACGACAGCGAUCAGAACAACAGCGAGCGCUCCUCCGCCUCUCCCUCCUCCACCUCGGGAAAGUCCUGACACCUCCUCAUCGCCGAACCAGGACUGUCCAACAAUCGCCUUCCCCACCGUAGAAAAACACCGACCGCAAGAGACCCCGGAAAAUAAGAUUAUACUCGCACGACUGGGACUAAAACUGGACUAGACCGGGACUAAACCAGGACUAGAACAGGACCGAACCACGUCUACAUCAGGACUAAACCGGGAUUGGUGUGAACUCAGUCUUAAAGCUGCACAGUGUAACUUUCCUGGAGACGUUACCGCUUUUCCUGACACGACUUUUUAAACUGUUCUACCU
This is a messenger RNA of Periophthalmus magnuspinnatus, 2128 nucleotides long. It is a transcript of the gene iffo1b, whose product is annotated as intermediate filament family orphan 1b. NCBI's taxonomy places the organism in Eukaryota, Metazoa, Chordata, Actinopteri, Gobiiformes, Gobiidae. Bases 1 to 1851 code for a protein of 616 amino acids. The record is from RefSeq and is a predicted model, not a curated record. The transcript is spliced from 9 exons.